AUGGAUAUAUCGAAAGCUACAGGAGCAGACAAUAUAUCGGCUAAAGUCUUGAAGACCGCUGCUCCCUAUAUCAGCAACGUUGUAUCUAAUAUAUUCAAUGCAUGCUAUCAGUACGGUCGCUUUCCAUCUUCGUGGAAAACGGCGAGAGUGACACCAUUGUUUAAAGGCGGGUCCAAGACUGAUCGUGACAACCGAAGGCCAAUUUCCGUUCUGCCCUGCAUAUCAAAGGCGCAAGAAAUGUUCGCCAAUCUCGAUCUACAAGAAUUCGCAGCGGAGAAUAAUCUUAUCGGUGACCAUCAAUUUGC
Paramuricea clavata is the source of this 305-nucleotide messenger RNA. The record is from the annotation of a GenBank genome assembly. Lineage: Eukaryota; Metazoa; Cnidaria; Anthozoa; Malacalcyonacea; Plexauridae.